AUGGGGAAGGGCCAGGUGGUCUUGGUUUCCUCUUCAGAGGGAAAGGAGGAUGGGGGCGGAGAGAUAGAUGCCUUGGCUGCUGUUCGGCGUCGUCGCGGCCCUAAGAGGACCACGUUGAGGUCUCGGGACUCGCCGGCGGCUAGUAAGAGGAGUAGAAGCCUGCGUCAACUGCGGAAGGGAGAAUCCCACUGUUCUGAACAGGUUGGCACUAUUUACCCUGCCCACAUCGCAUCGUAUUAUCUACAAACAUGUCCCUGAGUCGCCUUACUGUUGUUGUUUUUUCUUCUAGUUUAUACAAUGGAACUGCCAUCAGUUGACGCUGUGUACGAACUGUUCUAUAGUAGUUUAUUGUUUUUAUCAUUUUAUAUGCACGAUCAUUAUCAUCACGGAGGACAGAUCAUAUCCUCUCCUUAAACUUUGUCAAAUAGAUGAUUAUGUUCAGCUCGUAUCACCUUGGAUGAAUGGUUCUAUCAAAGUUUUCCUCAUCCUUUGUUGAAUGCAAAUUAGUGAAUCAAUGGUUAAAUGAUUUUUUUAAAAAUUGAGUGCUUUUCUGAACAUACUUUUCCCUCUGUCAACUGUCUUCCUGAUUUGAAGUUUGUCAACUGUUCAUAACGCAGGCCAAUUUUGAUUCACUCUCUGAAGAUUUUCUUGAGUGCACUAGCGGAUCCCAUGUCAUCCAUGGUAUGGCAUAAUCAAUCUAUUGAUUGUGUAUAAAUAUGGGAUUUACAAGCGUAUAAUAAUUUAUGAAGUUCUGCACAUUAUUUAUUUUUUUGCUCUCUAAUGUUGUCUUUUAUGACAAUGAUUCCUUAGUUCGUCACCAGUUCCAUGCAGGGCCUAUUAAUCUUGUUCUCCUUUAAGAGCUAGUUUGAAUUUAUCGGACAUUUUGGGACAACUUGGAAGUGUUUAUCUGCUAGUACUGAUUUUUUUUCUUAUGCUUUAUUAUUUUAAGCUAUUUCCCCUAAAAUUAACUUAAACAGUAUCCAAAUUUUCUUUUCUGAACGUACUUCUUGUUGAAAUGACUGUGAUAAUCUUUUCAGUUUUUUGUCUCAUUGGAGAAUGUGGUUAUCCUAUUUUGCUACAUGAAUUUUCUUUUCUUUCAUUUGUCAUAUUUGAAAAUCCUUUUUCUCAAAUAAAGUUGUGAUGCACCCACAUUAAAUUUUCACCGAGGAGGAACUUAUAUCUUAAAACAAGAGGAAAGCAGUACGAUUCGUUCAUUUUCAAGAGAUUUUAAUGAUAGAAAAAUAAUUUAGACACUGCAACUGUCACAAAGGUUCUUGUGUGCUGCUGAAAACAAUGAAAUAAGUCUCAUCACAUGAUAAACAAAGGAGACAUUAAGCGUAUCCAUCUUGGUUUUGUAUCUUUGAUUAAGCAAGUGUUAUCCUACAUUUCUGCCUCAAAUCUGAAAAAUGAAACUUUAUAAAAAAAUUCUGUACUCGCUGGUAUCAUGCUUUAUUGAUGCGAUGGAUAUCAUGCCCUGACAGGGAUUUUCUGAAGGAAGUUGCACACAGUACGAAUGCGUUCUGCUUAAAAAUACCGUGUGAAUCUUUAAAAAAUCGAACGUGAGCACGUGUACUCAUUGGCCUGUCUAAACUAGAACUGCCUUGCUCUUCCGGUGACUCUCAAUGUGAGAAAAACCUUACAGUAUGUUAACAAAUUCAUACCUAGAAAAUCAACAUUGUGAGGCAUCAGGUAUGUAAUUAGGGUGUUUCCCUUUGAUGCUUUUUUCAUCAACUAUUCCAUCAAUAACAUUAAUUUCAAAGGUUUUAUUUUGAGAAGCAUUAGCGUGGAAGAAAACAGCAAAAAAAUAACGAAUUUAUGGAUAUGUGCAAUUUUUAGCUUGGCUCAUUUUAUUGUUUUGGGGAUUUUUUUAAAACUUUGGUUUGCCUGAUUAUUAUUUCUAAUCACAAAACCUGGGUUUCUUCUGGGAUUUCAUUAUGAUGCUCAAUUGUUUCUUGUAUCCUACCAUCAUGUUUGUGUGACUGCUUUACUCCUAGUCUAUGCUGUGGGAAGUGUAGGAAAAUGUAAAUCAGCUUCUGAUAGUGCAGGUAUGAAUGAGCUGUGGGUCGACAAGCAUAGACCGCGUUCCAUUGCAGAGCUUGCUGUGUAUAAAAAGAAGGUUAUCAGUCUUUGAAGUUACCUUGCCUUUCUCGUUUGCUAUCCUGUGUAUCCUUUGCUCAGGGUCGCACAAAAUAUUAAAAUCCUUGUCUGCUUUUGUGAUGUUGAACCGGGAAAAUCUUGAACUUUUUUGUAUGGCUGCAUGCAUUUUCGUGAUAUCUGUUAUGAAUGAUCAGAUUCCAAGUUGAAUCAGUCUUCUUGGUCAUGGAUAAACACAAACACACAUUCUUUAUCUAUUUCGAUGCAUUGUACACUGGGAUUUGCGAGUUACACUUGAAAGUUUUCCAAAAUUCUUUUUCACCUAUAUAAUGAGAGAGAUUCGUCGAUUGGACUGAGCAUCUGUGCUAUAAGCCGCUUAUGUUUAAUGGUGGCCCUGAAUGGCAACAUUGGUUAUCCAAACAGGGCCUGCAUAGUAAAUGUCUACGUAUAUUCUCUUGCAUAAAGUUUCAUUUUCUUUUAUGUACUUUAUGUGCUUGCCUUAAUUGUAGUUGUAUUUUUCUUCUGAUUUAUGCCAUUUUUUUUGUAUCCCAGGUAGAGGAAGUGCGAGUCUGGCUGGAAGAGAGAAUAAAUGCACCAAAGGUAAUUUUUAGUCUGGUUGAUUGUAAGCAUUAAUUUCUUCUAUAAAUUAAUUCAUAACUGUAAGCGCAUUAUUUUAUGACCGUUUAGAGCCUUUGAAGUAAGAUCUUGUUUGUCAAACCUGAAUGAUAAAUUCCUCAAAAUCUUUUGCCUCAACUGGGAUUGCUUGGGAUUUUUGUUCCUUCUCCUCUGAACUGACGCUUCUACCAUAGUUUCUUCUGUAUAUUUAACAGAUAUACGUUAAAUUAAUAUGUUUUCAUGUAAUCUUUUUUGUUGAAAUUAUUGGGUACUAUUUUGGUAACCAAUGUCGUACUGUUCUUGAUAUAUUUCUUUGAAGUUAACUUUUGAACCUUAAUGUAAAUAAUCCUAUCACUUGUUUUUUGUUCCCUUUUCUCUUCUUCCAUGAUCAUACUUCCAUAGGUCGUCAGCUUCUGGCCAGGACUUGGGAUUAUUAACACUCUGCUGUCUAGUCAUCAUUGUUUACUUUAUCCACAUAAGUUAUGAUGCACUUUUCGAUGAUGUUGAAGGUUGAACACUGUAAACAAUGAAAACAUGCGAUUAACGCAAUGGCUCUUCCGGGAACCGUUAACUUGUGAGCAAUGUUUAACCGAGACUGAUGAACAAUAAUUUCUCCUUAUGUUUCUAGAUGUUAGAUUGACUGCGAAGUACAUGUUGUUUUGCGUUAUUUCGUCUGACAACUGUUUGUUGGUUCCUUUAUAUCACAAUUUCCAAUAGUUUUCUCCUAGUUAUCUUUUUUUUGUUGUGUCCGAAUAAAGGCCCUCAAUUUUCUUAUAGGUCGUAUGCUUAACCAAGUCUUAUACUUUAUUUACAGGAAGGUAUGCACAAUUAUACUCUUCUCAUAACUGGACAAGCUGGAGUUGGGAAAUCGGUACGUUUGGUGUUAUACAUUGUAGCAUUUUAUUUCGUUAAUAAUGUUUCCUUGGUAUCCUAACUUGUGUGUUGGUUGUUCGAUGGGUAAGCAACAAUUUUCUUUGAUAUAUAAAUAAUUUCCAGUAAAUGCCUCUUCACUGUUAGUGUAUAUCUUAAUAGUUGCUGUUUUUAAGAUUAUUUGUUCUGAAGGUUCGCCGUUUUGUUUUGUGCAUGUGAUAUCAUCUGAUAGUCAAAUGUUGGACAACAUCAUCUUAUUAACUCUUUAAGUCUUUAUUCUAUAUGUGAUGAAUCAACCUUGAAUGCUUUCUCAGAAACUCGCUUGAGAGUAUUUCCAAGUCUCUAUUUUCUUCAUCUCACCCAAAUCAUUUUAUGCAUUAAGCUAGGAUGGUGCAAGGAGUUUUGUGGAAGAAGUUUUCUCUUUACUUUUUUAUUAUACACCCGUCCACUCAUUUGGUAGAUGACCAUUGACAGUGAUGAUGGACCAUGACAUUUUGGGAAGGUAUAGCUUGCGCAUGUAAGAAUAGUUCAUAUCAUUUAUUUUCUAUUCAUGAAAGCUCUUACAUCCAUUGCAGGCUGUCAUCCAUGUUAUCAGUUCACAACUUGAAGCUGAACUGUGUGAAUGGAAGACUCCCACACCAACUCUCUGGAAAGAGCACAUGCACAACUCUAAUUCAGGUUUUGUUUCUUUUUCGGUUUUUCCUCCUCUGGUCACUUGGCAAAUCGGCCCAAGUUCUGUGGCUAUUUUCAUAUCAUGUGAUUUUGUGUUGCGUUAUUUUAUGUGAAUAGGUGUGAGCUACAUGUCAAAACUGGAUGAGUUCGAGACAUUUGUGGAUACCGUGAGAAAGUAUCCUGUGUUUCCAUCAACUUAUGUAAAUGGAUUGAGAAAACCUAUUAUUAUGUUAAUUGAUGAUCUUCCUGUGACGAAUGGAAAAGUUGCUCAUGGAAGAUUAUGUGAGUGCUUACGCGUUCUGGUCUGUUCAACUCAAGUUCCAACAGUUAUUUUGGUAACAGAAUAUUCUAAGGACGAUUCUAGUGACGUUAGAGGAUAUAUGGAGGAACUAGUGUCAUCCCUGGAGAGAGCUGGAGCAUACAAGGUAAUAUUUGUCUGAAUAAGUUUAUCCCAGAUGCUGAACUUAAUUAUAACUUACUUGAAUUGUUCUGUGUCACAGGUGUGUUUCAAUCCUCUUACAGUUAAUUCGAUCAAAAAAACUCUUUCCCUUAUAUGCCAAAAAGAGGGGUAUAAUGUGCCUGAAGUAGUCUUGAAUCAGAUUGCGAGAUUGAGUCAGGGUGACAUCCGGCAUGCAAUAACAUCAUUGCAAUACUUUUGUCUUAGGCCGGAGCAAUUUCUUUUCAGUCCUAAAUCAAAGGAAUCGGUUGCCCAUCUUGAUGGAAAUUCAGAUCUUACUGCCUUGUCGUCUCUAGUCAUUGACAUAGACUAUGGUUCAAGUGGAGGAGUUAACAUACCAUUUGGUAGAGACGAGACACUCACUAUGUUUCACGCCUUGGGAAAAUUUCUGCACAACAAGAGGGUGAAUGGAGAUCCAUCUUCCCUGGGUAUAUUCUGAUCCAUUUCCUUAUCUAUUUGGCAUUGCGUGAUGCAAGGGUGGCAUCCUUUGCUAGUUGCACUAUCCAUUGCUGUCUGAGUCUAUGAUGCAUGGAUGACUUACAAUAUCUUGCGUUUACUGCUUUUGUAAAUUGGCAUCACCCUAACUUACAGGUCCAAGAUAAUGCUGUAGGGAAAGAUGGAUGUAAUUCUCAAACUUCUGUGUUUAAAGUUUUUGUUCCUUUGGGGUCGCAGGACAUAGUAUGAGAUUUGAUGGGCCUUAUGGUUAUCAGAAAUCAUGUCUGACCGCAGCCAUCCGAUUAACACAGAUUUUUGUUAAGAUUCUGAGAUUAACCUCAGGAACAUUGAACCCCGUAGGGUCAUUGAACUCCCUGAUGAACGACAUGAUGAAGAAAUAUGGCUUUAUGGAUGUGGAAAGAGAUGAUUGAGUACAUAAAAGAAAGAUAAUAUGAGGAAUGACAUAUUAUGACCAAAGGAAGCUUAUAAGCCUAGGGGGAGACUGAAAGGAAAAAUAUAAUUUGGAAUUACCCCAGGGGGAGUCGAUCUUUAUCAACUUCUCUGAUACCAUGAAACUUUUCAGGUAGGAACUGAAAUUCCGGGCCAAGUAGAGUCCCACUCAUGUUGGUGGGUUUUUUGGUCUUACAACUUGGGAAGAUCCGUUUUGAGCAACUGCCUAUGACUGCCUAAGGCGAGUAAUUGCAUAAUAUCUGCCUAUCACUUGAAGGGUGCAGCUUCUCGUUCGUAAAAAAAACUCUCCUCUCUGGACAUCAGAUGGAACCAAACAUGAAUAAAAAUAAAGACAAUUAUCCAGCAGUAACCGAUAUACUUUGACAUUAUAUUUUCUCUUCAUCCUUUUAUGGUAUGUUGUAAUAUGAUUCAGGAAUGCAAAAGGGUGUCCUGAAGGACGGGCUUAUGAGACUUCCACUUAAAAUGGAUGCUCCAGAAGAUAUCCUUAGCCAAGCUCAUGCUCAAGCAAGGCCAGUCGUCGAUUUUCUCCAUGAGAAUGGUAAUCAUACUAUCAUUGUCUUGCAUUUCUAUUUUUGGUAUGCUUUGAGCAGUAUUUUCCUUGAUCCUGGAUCUUAGCUAGCGAUAUGUUUUGUGUGUCCGGUGACAUAACCAAAAUAAUGCAAACAUAAACAAAGAAGAUUCAGAUGAUUGCCUUCAUCACUUGUCCAAUGUUGCAAUCACAUGAAUCAUUUCUUUCAAGAACUCGGUUAUUCCUAAACUUUGUACGAGUCUCCAAUCAAGCAUAAACAAUGGUUUUCUUAUAAAAAAAAUGGGAUUUUUUUAAUCUCUCACCUUGGUUGCAUCCAAUCGAAGUGGCUUGGGAGUCUGGGAGGAAAAAUUUAGAGUUAGGACGCUCUUCUCCCCUUUUUUCUGACCCAACUUGAUCUAGUUCCAUCACAGUUACACUGAUCCGAUUAGAAUCUUGUAACCUGGCUGCGACUUUGUGAUAUGAGAUUGAGUUGGAUGGAUUCAAGUCUUUGCUCUUUCCGAUCUGGCUAAUAUUCUAAACCAGUUUAUGUGUGAUCCAAUCAGCUUCCACUAUGCAUUCCAUAUGUGGUAGCUGGAUCAAUCAAACUCAGAACAACUAACAACUGGGUUUGGUUUGAUCUUUAUGAUUCCCCACUUCCUCAAUAAGCUCCCAUACUUGACCGCAGACAAAAUCCAUCUUGUCACCCCUCAUCAUCAUUCCAUAUUCAUGAGAAACCUAACGAUGGCUUCAUAUCCUAGCACUGAUAUGUCUUGUCUGCUACUCUCAGUGCUUGAUUUCUUGAGCGAUGAAGCAGCGGACGAUGCCUGGAUCAUAGCCUCCUACCUCAGCGACGCCGACCGUCUCCUCUCCGCCUCUUUCUCCCCAGCGCGGGCUCAGAUGGUGAAGGGAAGCCAUGGGCCUGAAGCCCUCUCGCAGUCUGCUGCUACCUGUGUUUCCGUCCGGGGUGUUUUGUUCGGAAACUCACAGCCUUCAACGUCCAGGUAACAAUCUCCACCCCCACCCUGCUCAUUCAGAUCUCUCUGGUAAUGAUUUGUCUCCUUUCCUCUAGGUGGCAUUCGAUUCGGCGCCCCAGACUUUGGGAGGUUGAGCAGUCAUCCAGGCGCAACAAGGUGGUCCCACCCGUCUUCUUCUCCGCCGUAGAACCCUAGAUUCGGACUGUAAUUAUCAUUCCUUUGGUGUGGAGCUCGCAGGCUCUCAUGGCGUCGGAGAGGUUUGAGCUUCAAGCCCACUGCGGCUUGCAGACUCUGGUCAGUAUAGGAGAGCUGGCUGCUGAACACAAGCCCAUGGCGAGAUGGCUGGGGCUGGUGCGGCCGGAUGGCCCCGGGGGAGGCGUCGCGUUGGAUGGGGGUGAGGAGGAGGAGGAUGACAUCCAAGAAUGGUAA
Molecule: messenger RNA, 7525 nt
Organism: Spirodela intermedia
Lineage: Eukaryota; Viridiplantae; Streptophyta; Magnoliopsida; Alismatales; Araceae
Source: the annotation of a GenBank genome assembly